UUCAGUCCAACUUUCCGUUCAUGUAAGGUGUCUACUAAGCUUCGAUACACUAUAUUGGGCCCACCCUCCAAAUCAUUUGAUUCAGGUGUCCCAAUCCCCUCCAUAUCAUGUGAUUCAGGUGUUCCAAUCCCCUCCAUAUCAUGUGAUUCAGGUGUUCCAAUCCCCUCCAAAUCAUGUGAUUCAGGUGUUCCAAUCCCCUCCAUAUCAUGUGAUUCAGGUGUUCCAAUCCCCUCCAGUCAUGUGAUUCAGAUGUUCCAAUCCCCUCCAAAUCAUGUGAUUCAGGUGUUCCAAUCCCCUCCAUAUCAUGUGAUUCAGGUGUUCCAAUCCCCUCCAUGGACACAGGUGUAUACAAUC
Staurois parvus is the source of this 354-nucleotide messenger RNA. Lineage: Eukaryota; Metazoa; Chordata; Amphibia; Anura; Ranidae. The record is from the annotation of a GenBank genome assembly.